Molecule: messenger RNA, 933 nt
Organism: Rotaria socialis
Lineage: Eukaryota; Metazoa; Rotifera; Eurotatoria; Philodinida; Philodinidae
Source: the annotation of a GenBank genome assembly
AUGUCGAAUAGCACAACAAACACGAUUGAAUCUAGAGUAUCGCUGAUGGUUGCUUAUUAUUCUUUAGUACUAAUCGUUAUUGGAACACUUGCGAAUCUUUUGACAUGUUUUAUUCUUUGUCGAUCAUCAUUUCGAGAUAAAAAGGCAAAACCAAUCAUUCAUUACAUGCGAACAAUAACCAUAUUUGAUAUUUUAAUGUUAUAUGGAUGGAAUUUGAAUCGCUAUACCAAUACUGUAUAUAAAUUGAAUCUUCUAGAAUAUUCAAUACUAUCAUGCAAAUUUAUUAGUUUUACUAGCUAUUUUACGCCACAAAUAUCAGCUUGGCUUCGCGUUUUUAUUUGCCUUGAUCGAUAUUUAUCUUCAAGCUGCUAUCAUCGAACAUCGAUGAAUAAAUCAAAACCUAUUCUUAUUAUUAUUGUUUGCAUUAUUACUGCUGCUUUCGUGUUAAAUUCGCAUAUUCUUAUGUUUGUUUGUUACCAAAAAAUUGAUGGUACUAUUAGUCAUUACGCACAAUCAUAUAAUAUAUAUCCUCUUUGGGAUUAUGUGAAUUUAGUUGUAUACAAUUGUGCACCGUUCAUAUUCAUGUUGACAUUGAACUGUGGUAUAUGUUAUCAUUUAAUUCGACUUCGUUAUAAUAGUUCAAUUUCAAGUUUGCGCAUUCAGUAUCGAACUAUUACAUUUAUAUUAGUUAUAACAACAUCUCUUUUUUUGAUUAUGACCUUACCAGCAACAAUUGGUUAUGCAUUUUUUCGAAAUGCAAAUCCUACAAUUUUACAUUUUUUAGAUGCCAUCCGUUUUACAUACCAUACACUAUCGUUUCCAUUAUAUUUGCUUACAUUUAAUGAAUUUAGAUGUGAAUGUAUCAGAAUGUUAAAGUGGAAAAUCUGCAAUAAAAAUUCUUCACCGGUCGUGGUUCCUCAAGAGAUUACAUAA